UUGAGGGAACUUUCCCCACCUCCCACAGUAGCUCGGAGGCUGGCUUCAGGCGCUGCUGUCUGGUGUGCAGAGGAGCAGGUGGCGCUUAAUCCGGGUUGGGUGCGGAGCCUGCUGCUUCCUGUUCGCGGGGUGGGAGCCUCCUUCGUCACUAAACACUUUGGGCAGCUAUUUCGUUCUUACUGCUUGGAGGUGGAGGGGCCUGAGGUGCGAGGGCAGGGGGGGGACCCCGUAUCACAAAUGGAGUCUAUAUGAUGGUACAGGAUGAUGGUGCCUCCCCUGGGAUUUCAUCAGCUUCGUAUGUCUCGCGUUUAAACAAUUUUUCUUCCCUUUGAUCAUGGAAGGGAAACGAUGGGUAAAAAGUAAGGAGAAGCGGGCUACUUUCCACCUUUAAAACUAACAGUCAGUCAGGUCUGAUUAGGCCUUAGUUAGCUUUUCAGAAAACAGUAUUUAAAAUGACGAGGAAUACGGUUCUUAAAAUGGGUUUCAAUGAACAGAUUGCAGUAAACAGUUUUUUUGUAUUUAUAUUGUCUGCAUUGUUUGGUGCCCAGACAUUGCGCCAUUGUGCUAGAGUAGGAGAACUAGAAAGUGCUAGGGCAUAGAAACCAGAAAGCGAAACUAAAAAAUAUAUUGUUGAAGCUGAGUGGAAAAGCAAGAAGAGAGUCAGCAUUAAUAAAUGAAAGUUAAAUUAGUUUUUAAAUAUUCUGUAAUGCAUUUCUGUGUUCUUGUAUAGUCUUACCAAAAAAUUCUAAUAAAAAUGUAUAAGACCGUUAAGCAUCUGUGAAAAUAUCAGUAUAUUUUAUUAUGAAUAUAAGGAGGUUAGUCUAUAUGGUAGGGCUUUAUAGCCUGCAAUUAAAUUACUUUUGGUAACUUGCUGUUUUUUUAAAGCAGUUUUUUGUGAUUAUUUAGAUUUGCCAAUAUUUUUGCAGAGUGCUGAAGAUGAAGUGCUAUAAGUCUUUGAAUCAAGGUUUGACAAAACUCACGUGUUGUUGGUGAAUUAAAAAAAAAGUUUCCCAAGUGUAGGAGCUGUAUAGGUUAUCAAUUUAUACAAAAUUCAGUGUAAUAUUUUGUUUCUAACCCUUGUGGUAGUAAAGAUGACAUUUCAAAUAUGAACUGUUCCUGUACUGUCUUUUUGAGUCUUCAGACACAGAUCAGUUGCCUCUGCUGUUACUCGUUCCUGAGCAGCAACAUAGUAAAACUAAUCAUUUUGGUAAGCUUUGCUCUGUUGUUUUAAAACAUGUGGAGCAAUAAGGAUCACCUCAGGUUCACUCAGCUCCUUGAGGGGAAAAUGGAACAUUAGAGGCAAAUAUUGAACUAUUUACAUAGGAGAAACAAAAAUGAGAUUUAGAGAGUAGCUACUGCUCAACAGCCAGGAGAUUCUAGUUGGGUGUGAAGGGGGAGAGAGAAUCACAGAGCAUGCUAAUUCUACCAGUAGCCAGAGGUGUCAGUUUCAAAUUAAUCCUGCAAAAUAGCAGAAAUGAAAGAUGGAGCAGAGUUCAGGAGUAAUAUCUGUAAAUCCUGUCAUCAUCCUCUGUAUUAACUACUGUAAAGGUGGAAUUCUCAAGAGGAUGUUAUUGUAAGAUAUGACAUUAACAGUGUAAACUUCUUAAGUCCUAGCAUGGUGUAUUUCUAGUCUUCUUAUGCCCAGGACCAAAGACUGAAAAUUUGUUUGUUACUAUGGCAAGUGAAACUUGGCCCCGCCAAGGAAAGGGUGAUUAAUAUAAAUAAGAUUCUUACUAGAGAUGACUAUUGGAAUAACAUGGCUGGAAGACAGUCUGGUCUUGUGGUCAAGCUUUUUCAAAUAUUUCAAGUUAAGAAAUUAUUUAGACCAAAAUGAAAAGAAAAAUUUCAAGAGAAAGCAAAAUGAUGCAACUGUCCAGAGGAAAAGAAUAGUAAGAGAAUAUGAAACAGCUGUCAAAAUGACAUCCAGAUUUGGAAAGACAUACAGCAGGAAAGGGGGAAAUGGCAACUCAAAGUUUGAUGAAGUCUUUUCUAACAAACGGACCACCCUUAGCACAAAAUGGGGAGAAACCACAUUUAUGGCCAAAUUAGGACAGAAGAGGCCAAACGUCAAACCAGAUAUUUCAGAAAUUCCUAAAAAACCCAAAGUUGAAGAGGAGGUAACAGAAGAUCCAUUUGGAUUUGAUAGUGAUGAAGAAUCUCUGCCAGUGUCUUCAAAGAAUGUGUCGCAGGCUAAAAGCUGCUCUCAGCUGGAACCCAUUGAAGCUGCUCAGUCUGAGGACUUCAUUUCUCUACUUGAAGCUAAUAGCAGAAUUAAUCAGCCAAUCAGCGGAGACAGCAUUGUGUCCAGCAAGAGCAUAUCUUUUGACAAUAUUGUUCAUGGUUUAAAAGAAGAGAGCACAAACAGAAACAUAGAGGAUGGGGACAGCAAGAGCAGCAGAGCUAAACUCAUAACAGAUAAAAUACAGAAUUUUAGUGAAGAUAAUAAGAACAGUCACUUCAUCUACAAGAAUGCUGAAGACAGUAAUGAAACCAAUGCUGAAACCACAGACGUUUCUGGGUACAACAUAGAAACCAAGGACUUACUUGACUCUUGGGACUCCCGUAUUGGGAAAAGCUCAGACUCUCUAUCAGAUAUAUCUCAGACUAAGGGGCCAUUAAGAACUCAUUUGUAUGAAUGGGAGGAUGAAGUUGAAGACUCCACAGCUGGAGGGUAUAUGUUAGAUUUUGAUAGUGAACAUUUCUCAGAUAUUAAGAACAAGGAUGAAGAGUUUGAUAAAGAAGAUAUGGAAAAUCCAAAGGAAGCCAUUAGUGAAGAACUUGUGCAAACUGUUCUUAGGCCAAGCAACUGUAGGACAUAUUGUAGAUCCAACAAAACAAAACAGGGGGCAACAAAUUUUGAUAAGCUAAUGGAUGGCAGUAGUCAGUCUUUAUCCAAAGCAAAUAAUGAAUCAAAUAAUGAUGGUCUGAACCCAGCAAGAAAAGCUGUUUUGAGUAGUGGGACCAGUUUUAGAGGGACAGUUGGGCGUACUAGAGACUACACUGUUCUCCAUCCAUCUUGCUUGUCAGUUUGUAAUGUUACCAUACAGGAUACAAUGGAACGUAUUGAUGAAUUCACUACAGCAGCUCCUACUGACUUGGGAGAGGCUGGACGUCUAAGAAAGAAAGCAGACAUUGCUACUACCAAGACUACAACCAGGUUUCGACCUAGCAAUACAAAAUCCAAAAAGGACGUCAAACUGGAGUUUUUUGGGUUUGAAGACCAUGAUGAGGGUGGGGGAGAUGAAGGAGGCUCUGGAAGCUCCAAUUAUAAAAUUAAAUACUUUGGGUUUGAUGACUUGAGUGAAAGUGAGGAUGAUGAAGAUGACUGGCAGUUAGCAGAAAGGAAACCUAACAAAAAACGAAAUAGAACAGCACCAUCUUCCUCAUUUCAGUCUAGUUCUGAUGGCAAUGAGAAUUUUUCCCAGGACACCCAAUUGAGCACUAAUGCAGAUCUACUGGAUUUUUCAGAGGAUUCAUCUGGUGUGCCUGAAAGCAAUAAGAAGUCCACAAAUAAACAAGGCGAUAAAUCUAAGGAGAACACCAGGAAGAUUUUUAGUGGGCCAAAGAGGUCUCCAACAAAAGCUGUGUAUAAUGCUAGGCACUGGAACCAGCCAGAGUCAGAGGCUCUACCGGCACAACCAGUAUUGAAAACUCCAACCAUCCCAGUAAGGCUAUCUUCAAAGGAGGCAGUUCAUAAAGAUGAUGGAGUUUUUAAGGCUCCUGCACCACCUCCCAAAGUGAUAAAAACUGUGACAAUACCUACUCAGCCCUAUCAAGAGAUAGUAACUGCAUUGAAAUGUAGGAAAGAAGACAAAGAAUUAUACACUGUUGUUCAGCAUGUAAAGCACUUCAAUGAUGUAGUGGAAUUUGGUGAAAAUCAAGAGUUCACAGAUGAUAUUGAGUACUUGCUAAGCGGACUGAAGAGCAAUCAGCCUCUAAACACACGUUGCCUUAGUGUUAUUAGCUUGGCGACAAAGUGCGCCAUGCCCAGUUUCCGAAUGCACCUGAGAGCACAUGGAAUGGUAGCCAUGGUCUUCAAAACACUGGAUGACUCCCAACACCACCAGAAUCUGUCACUUUGCACAGCAGCUCUUAUGUACAUCCUGAGUAGAGAUCGUUUGAACAUGGAUCUAGACAGAGCUAGUCUAGAUCUGAUGAUUCGGCUUUUGGAGCUAGAGCAAGACGCUUCUUCUGCCAAGCUGCUAAAUGAAAAAGACAUGAACAAAAUUAAGGAAAAAAUACGGAGGCUCUGUGAAACUGUCCACAACAAACAUCUUGAUCUUGAAAACAUCACGACUGGGCAUUUGGCAAUGGAGACACUACUGUCUCUCACCUCAAAACGAGCAGGGGACUGGUUUAAAGAAGAGCUGCGACUUCUAGGUGGUCUUGAUCAUAUUGUAGAUAAAGUCAAAGAAUGUGUGGAUCACUUAAGCAGUGACGAAAAUGAAGAGAAAUUGGUUGCUUCGUUAUGGGGAGCAGAAAGAUGUUUACGGGUCUUAGAAAGUGUAACCGUGCAUAACCCAGAGAAUCAAAGCUACUUGAUAGCAUAUAAAGACUCUCAGCUCAUAGUCUCAUCAGCUAAAGCAUUGCAGCAUUGUGAGGAAUUGAUUCAGCGAUAUAACCGUGCUGAAGACAGCAUCUGUUUACCAUACAGCAAGCCUUUGCCUCACCAGAAUGUAACUAACCAUGUGGGUAAAGCAGUGGAAGAUUGCAUGAGGGCCAUCAUUGGUGUCUUGCUUAACUUAACAAAUGAUAAUGAGGGGGGCAGCACAAAAACGGGUGAACAAGAUGGUUUGAUAGGCACAGCUAUGAAUUGUGUGCUUCAGGUUCCAAAGUUCCUACCUCAAGAACAGAGAUUUGAUAUUCGGGUGUUGGGCUUGGGUCUGCUGAUCAAUCUGGUAGAGUACAGUGCUCGGAAUAGACACUGUCUUGUCAAUAUGGAAACAUCAUGUUCUUUUGAUUCAUUCUGUUCAGGAGAGGGGGAUGAUAGCAUAAAGAUAACUGGUCAGAUUGAUGCUGUUCAUGCUUUAGUACAGCUAUUCCUUGAGCGUGAACGAGCAGCACAGCUGGCAGAGAGCCAGACAGAUGAGUUGAUCAAAGAAGCUCCUACUGCACAGCAUGAUAAGAGUGGAGAAUGGCAAGAGACGAGUGGAGAGAUUCAGUGGGUCUCCACAGAAAAGGCAGAUAAUACUGAAGAGAAAGAUAAGAAGGAAGAGGAUGAUGAAGAACUUGACCUUAAUAAAGCCCUUCAACAUGCUGGGAAGCACAUGGAAGACUGCAUCGUGGCCUCGUACACAGCACUGCUUCUGGGCUGUCUCUGCCAGGAGAGUCCAAUCAAUGUGACAACUGUGAGGGAAUACUUACCUGAAGGGGAUUUCUCAAUAAUGACUGAAAUGCUCAAAAAAUUUCUCAGUUUCAUGAAUCUUACUUGUGCUGUUGGAACAACAGGCCAGAAAUCUAUCUCUAGGGUGAUUGAAUACUUGGAACACUGCUAGAUACUUAACUUCCGCUGCAGGCACUCUAAUGUUGGAGCUACCCUUAGACAAAGGAAGGAAUCAUGAAAGAAGUCCUUGAAGAUACACCAAGACCAUUCAUCUGUGUCAUUCGUGUUCAGAUUUUUAAGGCUACCUGGUCUCGUAACCAUGCAUUCAGCAUUUUCUAAAAGACAGUUACUACAUCAAUCUGCAACUAUCAAAAAUGAGGGGAAAAGGUUCUGAAGAAAAUAAAUAUAGAAUCAAUGCAGUGCAGUAUUUAAAUAUUUUUGGCAGGGUUUACCCUCCCUUUUUUUUUUCCUGCUUCGUUCAUGACAAGUUUAAAGGGGAAAAACUUGCUGCUGAUAGUGCAACUGCUGUUUACUGUUGAGCCACUGUUUCAUGCCAGCCAGGUGCAAGGCAGCUUAGCUACUGAGGUAUCAAACAAAUGUUCUAAUAAAGAAGUUCUGGACAGCA
This is a messenger RNA of Chrysemys picta bellii (western painted turtle), 5948 nucleotides long. RefSeq names its product WAPL cohesin release factor (gene WAPL). Lineage: Eukaryota; Metazoa; Chordata; Testudines; Emydidae. The record is from RefSeq and is a predicted model, not a curated record.